Schistosoma intercalatum is the source of this 2251-nucleotide messenger RNA. The record is from the annotation of a GenBank genome assembly. Lineage: Eukaryota; Metazoa; Platyhelminthes; Trematoda; Strigeidida; Schistosomatidae.
CCAACACAGCUAUUGCUUUCCGUGUUUUUUCGAUUUCGUUGGCACGGUGAUAAUUACAAAUCGUUUUUGAAUUGAGAGAUGCUUGACAAAGAUCAUAGUCAUAUGAAGGGCAUUCUUGAUCAAUACGAAGUGAUUAUUAUGUUUUUUCUAACUCACCAUAGGUUGUUGAAUGUUUGGGAAAAGGAUGUCAAGGGACAUCAUAUAAGUUGAGACGUCGAGAUAAUUCCGAAUAUUUUGUAUUAAAGAUGGUGAGAGAAAAUUUCACAUUCAGAAUCCUGGAAAAAGAUAGAGUGUAGAAGUCUAGACCAUGGAUAUUUAUUGUGUGAGGAGUUUUAUCAUAUUCAGAAGUUCAUACAUCCAUACUUACCAAGAAUUUUAGAAAUUCAUAUGUCAAUGAACUCAGAAGUAAACUUCAUUUUUCAUAUUACCUGUGUCAAGAACUCGGCAAUUUAUGUGUUUGUUAUCCGUAACUAUAUCGAUCUGCCAAGUUUAGACUCCAUAAUUAAAGACAACAUAGAAAAAUCUAGGUUGGAGUGGAAUGUAAGAAAUACAGUUUUAAAUAUCUACCUUAAGGAAAAAUAGUUAAUAUACCGAAUGUUUGGAAGCGUACUGACUGUCAUAACUUCACUGAAAAAAGCGAAUUGUGGCUCUAUGUAACUUGUUCAUAGGUUAACCCUGUUAAAGCUAUUUUCAUCCUGGUAAUAUUUUUCUCAGUGAGAAAGGAUUUUUUAUGACGGAUAUUUGGGGUCCGAAUCUGAUGAAGUAUGCUCGUGGAGUAGAUGUUUAUGUGCAAUCAUUUGAAUACAUAAUGAAUCCUGAUCUUUUAGGUGAAUUCGCCAUUGAAUGUCCUCCUGAUGAACUCCCACGAAGACGUUUACCCAGAUACAUUGAAUGGUGUGCUCCUGAAGCAAGUCAGUUUGAAUUUACUGAUAAAUCUGAUGUAUGGACUUUGGGGUGUAUAAUCACCAUUUUAAUAUAUAUUAAAUAUUUAUUCAAAAAUAAAGAGAUUUUAGCAGUUGAUCAACUCAAAGCAAAAGAAAAUAUAUUUCACCAUUUAUCGUCUACAGAAGAAUUAGAAACACACAAAGAACUGUUUAAGUUACUUUCUCAAAUGAUGAAAAACAAUCCAUCUGAGCGUAUAAGCUUAAAUGACCUUUUAGACGAUUUAUAUGUUCAAGUACUUUUGAAACAUACAAAUCCAGAAUUUAUUAUGAGAGCUAAACGAUGCAUUGUAACAGUAGCUGACAAACCGUUCCCAGUGAAUGAUACUAUGGAAGCAAAAAUCAAAUAUCUUCAUGUCAAUUGGCAACAUGAGAAUUGUAUUGAGAAAGCUGUUGUUUGGUUUGCAGAAAAUAUUCUAAACGAUAAUCAUAUUAACUUAACACAUAGAUUGUCAUCUCAUUUAUUUCAGCUAAUGUAUUUACAUCAAGCUAAUUUGUCAAUUAUUACAUCAUCUUUAAAGAUAAUAAUUCAUUCAGUUGAAAAUGAACAGUUACAAUCUAUGUUAACAUGUUCAAGACAUCCUUGUGAGGAUGUUAGUAACCGAUCUUUUUCUUCUUCUUCUUCUUCUUCUUCGUCUUCAUCAUCAUCAUCAUCAUCAUCAUCAUCUUUACAUAAACUAUUAAAAGAAAGUAACCACUUUAAAAAGAUUUGUAAAAUAAACAAUUUACAUCUUGUAUUAAUCAUAAUGCAAAACUAUUUACAACAUGUCAAUGUACAGAGAUUAGGCUUAAAAUUUUUCAAUUCACUUAUCCAUAGAAAUUAUUCUACAUUUAUUAAUUUAAAUAUAAUAAAUGAUUAUUUACAAAUAAAUAAUAAAAUAUUUAAAAAGCUUCAUACAAUUAAUUUAUGUCAUCAUUUGAUUGAAUUAUUGAAUUAUACAACUAAUAAAGAUAUAAUUAAAAUAGGUAUUAGUUAUUUAUGGAAAUUUUGUAUCUAUGAUAAAAUUAAAAGGCAAAUUACAGAAUACAAUAAGUUAAUGUAUAUUCUACUGCAUGGUUUAAUUCAAUUUAAAAAUUUACCCAUAACUAUUUGGAAUAUAUGUCUAUGCUUACAAAUUGUGAUAUCUUUGUCUGAAUAUUUUGCUUUACAAUUUACUGAUGAAAUGGAAGAAGACGAAUCAAAGAACGAGAAGAAAAAUGGAUUUGAUAUAUUAUAUUUAAUUUAUAACAUACAUCCUGAUAAUACAACGAUUACUGAAGCAUUACUUAAACCAAUCACAUCACUAAUGAAAUAUGAGUCUUAUAGAUAA